AUGGUGAUGUUCCCUCUGGACGUGUUUCUCCAGGACCACACUCUCCUCUCUCUCUCUCGCACAGAUCUCUUCCGCAGGUUGAACGGAGCGUCGCAGGACACCAUGAGACUCGAGGCCACGGCGCCGAACCCUGCUGCACCCCGCUUCUGUGCCGGUGAGCACGGCACUGGGGCUGCCCCUCACAGCCAGGGUCCAGGCAAUAAAGCAGUUUGGGUUGGCCGUGUUGGUGUGGCUUUGUCCCCAUACAGGCCCCAGAUGCUGCGCAGAACCGCCGGCCACCUGGAGGACCCGAGCUCUGUUGCACACCAAGCAGAGGGAGAGUGUCAGGGAGAGGAGAAGACGAGGCUGCGCAGGGUGACGUGUGCAGCUGCAGCAGUUAUCAGCCUGGUCUCUGCUGCCGUCCUUCUCUGGUACUUCAUGGAGGUCCACGUCUGGCACCAGGAGAAGCCAGUCUUCCUUUCCUUCACCUCCUCUCUGGUCCUCCUGAACUCGACCUUCUCCCCUGAGUUGACGUCCCAGAGCAGCCUGGCCUUUAGGAGCCGCGCCCGCUUCGUCCAGCACAUGAUCCACAGAGCUGUCAACGCGUCGCUUCUGGCCCCGUACUAUAACCAGUCCUCGGUGCUGGCCUUUGGGCGGGGCAGUGUGGUGGCCCUGUUCUCUCUCCUCCUGAUUGUUCCCAGCAGCCUCAAGUCCCAGGUUGAUGUGGAGAUGGUCACCCAGAGCCUCUCACAGGGCCUCCGCCUCUACAUGAACCAGGCCCCACUGCCACACCUGCCCCUGCUGACCUCCCUGCAGGUCACCGACUGUGACACGUACACUGAGCUACAAUCCAGGGGCCCCAUCGCACUGCCGGGCCCCCCGCUCCACUGCUCCGCCAGCAGGUGGAGGCUCUGUGGCCCCUCCGGCUCCCUGCUGCAGCUGCACAUCCUCUGGUGUCAGGGCCCUCUGCUGGUGUACGACACGCUGAUGCCCUCUGAGGAGCUGCUCAUCACCAGAGUGACCUGCACGGGCCGACAGCAGCACCUCAUCCUCUCCUCUGGACAGGCCAUGACGGUGGUGUGGGAGCCAGGGGAGAGAGGAGAACCAGGGGAGAGAGGAGAACCAGGGGAGAGAGGAGAACCAGGGGAGCAGCUCUUCUCCCUGUCAGUGGGAGCGCAGGACUUUCAGGCCAUCAUCAUCUUCAUUCGCUUCGACUACCUUCGCUAA
Molecule: messenger RNA, 1206 nt
Organism: Knipowitschia caucasica
Lineage: Eukaryota; Metazoa; Chordata; Actinopteri; Gobiiformes; Gobiidae
Source: the annotation of a GenBank genome assembly